AUGGAAGAAGAAGAAUUCGAAGAGAAUCCUGGAAAUAACGAUGAUUUUACUGAAGAUGUUGUUGCAUCAACUGGUCUUGGUCUUUCAUUUGAAAAACGUCUUGAACGCUUAAGUCAAUCAGAUCGUAUUGAUCAAUUGUAUGGUUGUUUACGGUAUUCCGCAUUUGAAGAACGUAUCGGUUGGCUUUAUAAUUUACAGCCAUGUGAAUUAUUUGAUGAAGAUCGUCGACGAUUUGUAUCAGCACUUGAUCUGUAUUUUAUUGGUGAAAUAGGCGAUCGAUUUAAAAUAUCCCUCGUCUAUCCACCGUAUUUUUAUGUCGGAGCAAAACUGGGACGUGAAAAUGAUGUCUAUGCUUAUUUAUCAAAACGAUAUCAUAAUCGAUGUUUAUCAUGUGAUCUGCUGGCAAAAGAAGAUUUAGAUCUUCCAAAUCAUCUUGCUGGUAUUCAACGUACAUUUAUUCGUCUCCGCUUUCAUGAUAUUGAUGAUUUGAUGAAAGCUCGUAAAGAGUUACAACCCAUUGUUAAGCGUAAUACUGAACGCGAAAAAGAACAAGAAUCUCGUCCUGAAUUAGCUGUAUUGAAACGAGCUGCAUCUUCAAAUUCGCGAGGUAGCGAUCUUGUCGUUGAUGGUCUUUCAAAUGCAAACAUUGCCGAAAAACAAAUUGACGGUAUCAUUGAACUGCGUGAGUUCGAUGUACCCUAUCAUAUUCGAGUUUGUAUUGAUUUAAAAAUAAAUGUUGGUCUUUGGUAUGGUAUUCGUGGUCAAUCAAGUAGUGGACCACAGAAUCAACUUGUAUUGAAACCAGAACUAAUCGAACAACCCGAACCGAUUAUUUUUGCAUUUGAUAUUGAAUGUACUAAGAUGCCAUUGAAAUUUCCUACUGCUGUAUCCGAUCAGAUUAUGAUGAUAUCAUACAUGGUCGAUACGCAAGGUUAUUUAAUAAUAAAUCGCGAAAUUAUUUCACAAGAUAUUGACGAUUUUGAGUAUACGCCAAAAAAAGAAUAUCCAGGUCAAUUUCAUGUUUUCAAUGAAACGAACGAACUUGAAUUACUCAAACGUUUCUUUAAUCAUAUUGUCGAUGUUAAACCUCAUAUAUUAGUAACAUAUAACGGUGAUUCAUUUGAUAUGCCAUUCGUUGAACAACGUGCACAAUUCUAUGGUUUGAAUAUGUUUAAUGAAAUCGGUUUUCGAAAAGAUUCUCAAGAUUGUUAUUUAUGUCGUCCUUGCAUUCACAUGGAUUGUAUUAAAUGGGUCAAACGUGAUAGUUAUCUACCUGUUGGAAGUCAUGGUCUUAAAGCUGUAACAAAAGCUAAACUGCGUUAUAAUCCAAUUGAAAUCGACCCUGAAGAUAUGUGUCGGUUAGCUGUCGAACAACCGCAAACACUCUCAAAUUAUUCGGUAUCAGAUGCAGUUGCAACGUAUUAUCUGUAUAUGAAAUAUGUUCAUACAUUUAUUUUUGCACUCGGAACGAUUAUUCCAAUGAGACCCGAUGAAGUACUUAGAAAAGGGUCGGGAACACUAUGUGAAACACUAUUAAUGGUACAAGCAUAUAUUGCGAAUGUUAUUUAUCCGAAUAAACACGAAGACGAACAGUAUAAAUAUACCAACGAUGGUCAUUUACUUACUACUGAAACUUAUGUUGGCGCAAGUGUUGAAGCGCUUGAAUCGGGCGUUUUUCGUAGUGAUAUACCAUGUCGAUUUAAAAUUGUUCCUGAAACAAUUCAAUUCUUAAUUGAUAAUAUUGAUCGAAUACUUCAUCAAUCGAUUGAAGUCGAAGAAAAAUUAUCAAUUGAUUUAGUAGAAAAUCUAGCUGAAAUCAAAGAAGAUAUUAUUCAACGAUUACAGCAUCUAAAGAAUGUUCCUAAUCGCCUCGAAAAUCCAAAUAUAUAUCAUUUAGAUGUCGGUGCUAUGUAUCCAAAUAUUAUUUUAACAAAUCGUUUACAACCAUCAGCCAUUGUCAAUUCAACAAUAUGUGCUCAAUGCGAUUUAAAUCGCCCGAAUGCACGUUGUCAACGUAAAAUGGAUUGGAUAUGGCGUGGCACUUAUGUUCCUGCUACCCGUAACGAAUUACAACGAAUUCAACUGCAACUCGAAAAUGAACGAUUUUCAUUCAAUGGACAAUUGAUUGAAAAAAAAUCAUUUGCAGAUUCUUCGAAAAAAGGAAUAAAUGCAGCGAACAAUAACAGUACAUUGUCAUUUCAUGAAUUACCGCAAGAAACACAAACAACUAUUGAACGUAAACGUUUAGCUGAUUACUGUCGUAAAGCAUAUAAAAAAGUGAAUCAUACACGAGAAGAAACUCGCGAGACAACUGUUUGUCAAUGUGAAAAUUCGUUUUAUGUCGAUACAGUACGUGCAUUUCGUGAUCGACGUUAUGAAUAUAAAGGUUUACACAAAAAAUGGAAGAAAAAUUUGGCCACUGCAUCAAAAAAAGAGGAUCUUAACGAAGCUCGAAGAUGUAACAAUUUAAUUGUUAUUUAUGAUUCACUACAACUUGCGCAUAAAUGCAUUCUCAAUUCAUUUUAUGGUUAUGUCAUGCGACGAGGUGCUCGAUGGCAUCGAAUGGAAAUGGGUGGUAUCGUAUGUACAACAGGUUCAACGAUUAUCAAACGUACUCGAGAACUAAUUGAACAAAUUGGACGACCACUUGAACUCGAUACAGAUGGUAUCUGGUGUGUUCUACCAGCAACCUUUCCUGAAAACUAUGAAUUAAUAACACGCGAUCCAGCACGUCCAAAGGUGGUUAUAUCCUAUCCAUGCAGUUUAUUAAAUUUAAUCAUCAAAGAUUAUUAUACAAAUGAUCAGUAUCAUGAAUUGGUUGAUAAAGAAAAACAUCAGUAUGAAAUUCGUGAUGAAAAUUCAAUCUUUUUCGAAAUCGAUGGUCCUUAUCUAGCAAUGAUAUUACCAGCAUCGAAAGAAGAAGGAAAACGCAUUAAGAAACGUUAUUGUGUAUUUAAUAUGGAUGGCUCAAUAGCUGAAUUAAAAGGUUUCGAAGUAAAACGUAAUGGUGAAUUGCAAUUAAUUAAAAUUUUUCAAGCAAGCGUUUUCGAAGCAUUUCUCAAAGGAACAACACUCGAAGAAUGUUACGGUCAUGUUGCAACUAUUGCUGACUAUUGGCUUGAUCUGUUGUUUUCGCAUGCAAAAGAUAUAACAGAUAAAGAAUUGUUCGAAUUAAUCUCGGAACGACGAACGAUGUCAAGAAUGUUAUCAGAAUACGGAGAACAAAAAUCAACAUCAAUUUCGACAGCGAAAAGACUUGCUGAAUUUCUUGGUGAAGAUGUUAUCAAAGACAAAGGUCUCUGUUGUCGUUUUGUGAUUGCUAAUGUUCCACGUGAUGCGCCUGUUACUGAACGUGCCAUUCCAUUGGCUAUAUUUCAAUCUGAACAAUCAAUUCGUAAUCAUUAUUUACGUAAAUGGUUACGUGUUUCAACGGUUGAUAAUCUGGAUAUACGUGAAAUUCUCGAUUGGAAUUAUUAUAUCGAACGUUUUAAUAGUUGCAUUCAAAAAAUCAUUACGAUUCCAGCUGCUCUACAGAACAUUCGCAAUCCGGUACCACGUGUUCCACAUCCCGAUUGGUUACAUAAACGUUUAGUAGAGAAAAAUAGUUUAUACAAACAAAAACGCAUUACUGAUGUAUUUAAUUCCAUUGAUAAACAAACUCUUAUGGACAACAAUGAAGAACGAUUAGCAGUAACAAAUGAUAUUGAAGACAUAGGUGAGCCAACAAAAUCCUCGAUAAAAUUUGCUAAAAAAAUCACAACAAAAACUUUAAAACGAAAACGCGACGAAGCGAACGAUAAAACGCUCACACGUCAAUGGCGUAUCGUUCUUGGUCCUCCGCCACCAUUCGGGCAAACAACCGGUCAACAUAUCAAAUGGCUUGCCUAUCAAAAACGAAAAUGGGAACUACAAAAUGAACAACGGCAACAAUCUUCUGUAACAUCCAACAAUCAACAAUUAUCAACUAAGCACAAGCCUGCAGCCGAUGGAAAAAUCGAUACAUAUAUUCGUCGUGCAGCCGAACAUUUGCAUACACGUCCAUGGCAAAUAGUUUCAUACGAAUUAACCGAUCAACCAGGCAUAUUCAAAGCUUGGUGUUUAGUUGAACAUGAAGUAGUACAGAUAAAAAUCAAAGUUCCAAGAAUAUUCUAUGUUAAUUAUCGUACAUCCAUUGAAAAUAGCGCCGAAGAACAAUUGAAACAAACGCAACGAUCGACUGGGUACGAACGUACAAUGAGUAAUUGUUCAAAACGUGUGAAUCGUUUAUUGCCACGAUGUUCACAGGCUUAUCAUUUAUAUGAAUAUCGUUUGGACGAAAAUAAUUUUCAAGAUUACUAUACAGAUAUCAUGACGGACUUGAGUAAUCCGAAUAUAGAAGGUGUCUAUGAAAUGAAUGUACCAUUAGAUUUUCGUCUACUUCUUACUCUCGGUUGUAUAUGUUCAUUACGUAAAGAACAUUGUCGUACGAAUAUACUUUCGAAUUUGUAUCAAUUUGAUGAACUAGAGUUUUUAUCGCUAUCAGAACAAUCGUAUUUACAACCGGGAACAUUACAAUGUAUUUAUUUAUACAUACAUCAAGAUAAUGGGAAAUUAUUUAUCGCUUUAUUUAUACCGAAUAGUUGCCGAAUAUUUAUUGGUGUAUUGGAUAGUAUUAGAGAAAAUCAAAUGCCAAAUUUAAAUAAAUUACUUAAAAAUGAAUGCGAAAAAAGACUUCAAAGAGGCAUCGAUACCAAUCUAUUACCAAUUAAUGAACAUCAAUUUGAAGUUAAAGUUGAUAUGGAUAUACAGAAUGUAUGGAAGCGAUUUAAUAAAAUUAUUGCAAAUCUUCGCGAGAAUGAUAUGGCAACUCGUUCAUUGCCAAUCUAUUUGGCUAUACAAUCAAAUAUUCCUGUAGCCGAUCUUCAAUCGUCUAUGUUAUCAUCAUUAAAUGAUUAUCCAAAAGUAAUACUAUCAAUAAAAGAUAAACCUAAUCUAUACAAAGGUCUUGAUUGGCAACGAACAGCAGCUCGUCAUGCUUUACAACAUUAUGCAAAUGCAAAUAUCAUACUUGUUAAUAUGCUUGAACAAUGCCGAUAUCUUCAUAUACCAAUAGGAAAUUUUCCUGAUGAUCCAUGUUUAUUCGCAUGUGAUCUAUUUUAUGGUCGACAUUUAGUUAAACAUAAUCAUUUACUAUGGUGUUCAUUAACUGAUCAACCUGAUUUAGGUGGAAAAGAACAAGACGAUUAUCGAAUGUUAUUAACAGCUGAUAUUAACGAUAAUCAUGGAAACAACCAGAGCAAGUCGAAUGAUAACCCGUUUAGCAGUGAUAACGACGGGGCUCAUACAAACAAACAAAAUCAUCCAUUUGAAAUCAAUCAUUCAGGAUUCUAUCCAACAUCGUGUAUUGAAUUUGAAUUAGUCGGUUUGGCUAUAUGUGCUGUUUUAAAUUUUCAAAAAAUUCACGAAGCCGAAGGAUCCAAUUUCGAUCUUGGUUUUGGUACAACUGUACAAAAUCCUUUGGGUGGUCCUGGUGUUGUUCCAUCGAUAAGUAAUACGUCUACGACUGCCUAUGAUGAAACAACACAAUGCUUACCGGCAUUACGUCUUCUACGGCAAAUGGCUCAAGUAUGGUUGCAAGAUGUUCAUUCUUUCACGAAUAUAUUUGCUGAUAUGCAACUGAAUCAUUUCUAUCGUUGGCUACAAUCAACUAAAAGUCUUCUCUAUGAACCUGCGCUUAAACGUACAAUUCAAGUUUUUAUGAGAAAAUUACUUGUGCAAUUACUUAUUGAAUUGCAACGUAUCGGUAGUACGACAAUAUACGGAAAUCUGAAUAAAAUUAUCUUGGCAACAAAACGUUGGUCACUUCUUGAUACACGUUUAUAUAUUAAAGUUAUUCUUGAGCAUCUUCAAUUGAAAGAUUUAACAUCAACAAUAUGUUUAGAAUUAAAAUCGAUCUAUCAUUGUUUAUGGUGGUUUGACGAUAAGAAUUAUUGUGGAUUUCGUAUAUGGUCAAAUACAAAAGGGCAACUCGAUGAUAAUAUUGAUAACAAUGAUGAAGAAGAAACUAUUUUCGAUUGGAAUAUGAUUGUCUAUUUACCACGAGUCGUUCAAGAUUAUUUCGAAACGAUUAUGAUUGGUUUUGCUCGUUCAAUAUACGAUCGUCUUCGUGAUGAAUACAAAGAAGCAACAUCGAUAACACAAACAAAUUUGCCAGUAAAAGUUCUUGAAUAUUGCCGUGGACUAUUCACCGAUGAACUUUAUCAACAAUUAAUGUCGGUCACAAAUCAAAUCGAACGAAAAUUAACAAAAAGCGAUUUUGAUUCAACGCUGCCAACACCCUUAUCAAGUACAAGUCCGGCGCUUGAAUUCGUUAAAUCAGUUUGUUGUCUUCUAUUUCUUUUGCACGAUAUGCACGAUGACGUUAUGAAUCUUCGACGAGAUUUACUUAAAUUACUUAAACUUAGCGAAUAUUCUGAAAUGACAACAACAAAUCUGUCAUCAUUAACAUCGUUCGUUGUACCACAACUUGUUUGUUCAAAUUGUAAUCAUUAUCGAGAUAUUGAUUUAUAUCGUGAAAUAAAUUCAACGAUCGAUAAAGAUUCGGACGACGAACAAUAUCGACAAUAUCAAUAUACCUGCAAUCAAUGUCAUACCCCCUACGAUCAAACAGUUAUUGAACAAUAUUUAAUCAAUCAUUUACAAACACUUGUAUUAGAGAAUGUUCUUCAAGAUGCAACUUGUAAUAAAUGUCAUUUUGUUCGAAAUGUUUAUUAUAAAAUUUAUUGCGAUUGUGGUGAAUUAUAUCAUAAUUUACAUACGACAGCACUUUUACAUAACACUUGUAUUAUACUAACGCAGAUCGCAUCGAAACAUCAAAUGACAGCUCUUCAACAACAAAUACAAUUUCUUAACAGACUGAACCAUUGGAAUGAGUGA
Rotaria socialis is the source of this 6915-nucleotide messenger RNA. The record is from the annotation of a GenBank genome assembly. NCBI's taxonomy places the organism in Eukaryota, Metazoa, Rotifera, Eurotatoria, Philodinida, Philodinidae.